Molecule: messenger RNA, 1137 nt
Organism: Raphanus sativus (radish)
Lineage: Eukaryota; Viridiplantae; Streptophyta; Magnoliopsida; Brassicales; Brassicaceae
Product: NAC domain-containing protein 41
Exons: 3
Coding region: 161-802 (213 amino acids)
Biological process (GO): regulation of DNA-templated transcription
Molecular function (GO): DNA binding
Source: RefSeq, a predicted model, not a curated record
AAACAAAAGGCUACACGAAUCUUUUCUCUCUCCCCCCCCCCCCCUUGUUUCCUCUUUUUAGAUGGAAUGAUGAAUCCAUGCUUGUAGAGGUUUUUAAAAUUUGAUCAAUAUUUGAAGAAACAGUUUAUAAGAAUAAGAAGAAGAAGAGAGAUAUAUAUAUAUGGAGGUGGAGAAGAGAAUAAUGGUCAAUGGAGGCAUGAAACUACCAGUUGGAUACAGAUUUCACCCAACGGAGCAGGAGCUUAUCCUUCAUUACUUGCUCCCAAAGGCCCUCGCUUCUCCUUUGCCUUCUUCCAUCAUCCCUGUCUUUGACGAUUUCUUCUCUCAUCCUCUCACUUUUCCAGGGGAUCAAGAGGAGAGGCAGAGGUACUUCUUUUGCAAGAAGAAACAAGAAGUUUCAGGUAAUGCACACAGAAUCAAGACUUCAUCUGGUGAUGGUUAUUGGAAAGCUAUUAGGAAAGAAAGAGAAGUCAUUGCUCGUGGUAGAACAGUUGGGAUUAGAAGAACACUUGUUUUCUAUGGAACAAACAACUCUUCGGCUAACUGCAACAAAACCAGAUGGUGCAUGACAGAGUAUUCCCUUGCCGGUUUUGCAUCAACUAAAGUGUUUGGAGAAUGGGCAGUGUACAAAGUGUAUAAGAGGAAAGAAUCAAAAGGAAGAAGGCAGAGGAUAUCAGAAGGGAGAGAUCAUGAAGAAGAAGACUUGAAUUGCAUCCACUUUACUAUUGGGACUGAUCAUGAAACCUGUCCUCCACCGCCCUCUCCUCCUACCUCAGCUGAUGAGUCAGGGAGCAUUAUUUAGACGUUGUUCCUUAACCCUAACCUACUCCACUUACGUUUCUGUCACGUCUUGAUUCAUUUGUUAGAGAAACAAGUAAAAGGAGGCUAGAGGGGGGUCAAAUUUUAUCAGAAAGUGUUGUGUGAGUGGAGAUUUGUUGAACAAACCACAUAUAUGUCAAACUUCUUAACUUUUACUUGAAGUUGUUCUAACAUUAUCGGAGUUAAAAGUGACAUAGCCGUGUAAGAGGAAGUAAAGUUGAACUGAAAGGAAAAAGAUGUAUUCUUGGGUGAGAACUUGAUUCCCUUUCUUUUCAUAUAGAAUAAGAAUAUAUAUAAAGACUUGUUUUAUUUUAUCAA